Molecule: messenger RNA, 1476 nt
Organism: Theileria parva strain Muguga
Lineage: Eukaryota; Apicomplexa; Aconoidasida; Piroplasmida; Theileriidae
Product: SVSP family protein
Exons: 1
Coding region: 1-1476 (491 amino acids)
Source: RefSeq, a predicted model, not a curated record
AUGCAUAUCUUACAAAUAUGGAUUAUAUUCAUAUUGACAGUAACAGAAUAUGUUCAUUGUGGUGACAAACCGAAUAACACAAAUGGUACUAUAGAAAUUGAUAGUCAUGGAGAAGAUGAUAACUUUGAGGUAACAGAACAGACUAGUGAGCAACCCACUCAAGAACCUGAAGAACAACCCUUUGUUUUAGAACCGGAACAAACAGAACCUCUCGAUUUAUCAAUGAAACCUGCUCAACCACAACCUGUACAUCCACAACCUAGACUGCCAAUACAGCCAAUACAAUAUCCAUUGCCAAUACAUCCUCAAGCUAGUCAACCUGGUUUCCCAGUUCAACCUGGUUAUCCAGUUCGACCAAUACCACGUUAUCCACCUGGAUAUCAGCCAUAUCCUGGAUAUUAUUAUCCUGGAUAUCCUCCUUACCCACCUUAUCCAUAUCCACCUUAUCCACCUUAUCCUUAUCCUCCUUAUUCACCUUAUCCUUAUCCUCCUUAUUCACCAUAUGUACCACCAACACAACCAAUACCACCAAGGCCUACACAUUAUGUACCACCUCCACAACAGCCAAUUGAACAACCAAUAGAAGAAACUCAGCCUAUUGAUCAACCAAUAGAAGAAACUCAGCCGAUUGAUCAACCAGCAGAAGAAACUGAACCAAUUGAACAGCCAGCAGAAGAACCUGAACCAAUUGAACAACCAAUAGAAGAACCUGAGCCAAUUGAACAACCAAUAGAAGAACCUGAGCCAAUUGAACAACCAAUAGAACAACCUGAGCCAAUUGAUCAACCUAUGCCGGUAGAUAUUAUUGAACCUAGUGAGACUCAAGAAAAUGUUAUUGAAAAGAAAACUCGGGUAAAGUGUAAGAUAAUUAAAUUAAUGAAGAGGAAUGAACGAGGAAAAUUGAUUCCAAUGACAAAAAAAGACUUCAAAAAAGUAAGUUAUCAUAUAACCAAAGUGAAAUUUGAACUCUUUGCAAAUCUUGAGCAACUAAUUUGUGACGGUGAGUUGGCUUAUGAACAUACACCUGGAAAGCCUUACGCAUCAUCAUUAAUUCAAAAUAGACAAUUUAAGGAAUUUUUCAUUCGAAUUAAAGAUAUAUUAACUAUAGUUAGACACAUUAACAACAAAUGGAAAAUAAGUGACCAUAAAAUUCCGUUUUGCUUUGAACUUUUCACCAAAGAUUCGGAGGGAAAAGAAGUUUUAAUAACCGAAGAGAGUAUUGAUGUCGAAUUAAGCUCAUUUGAAUGUUUUAAAUACAUGUUCAAUACAGGUGUUAGGUGUCAUAAGGUUGUAGUCAAGGAUAAAUUAGUUUGGGAAAAAAAGGAAGAUGAAAAUGAAUAUCCCGAGUCAAUGGUAGUAACAAAGAAAGGAAGAGUUUCAUUGUCCUUCGAAGAACAAAUUGUUAUAUUUAUUGAAAAAACUGACUGUUUUGAAAAGAUAGAAACCAAACAUAAAAGACCCAGUAAAAAAAAGUAA